GAAGGCGAAGUAAACGAAGUCAGCCAAAGCCGCCAAAGCCGUGAAGCGUGAAGCUCCAAACCGCUCCAAACACUGUGCUCGUGGCUGACCGAACGCGAAGCGUUCAUGAUCAGGCCAAGCAAGUGCGGUAAAUAAUCACCGCGUUGUUAGUGUAUUUGCUCGUUUAUGGUGCUCUUUUCAGUUGUAGUUCACAAAAAUCUCGCAUUCAUCUGUUUUGCACUCUUCAUAAUCAAGCACCCGAAAGGCCAUGACUGAUGAAGCCGCAAUCAUGGGCAAGUUAGAGUGCUUGAAAGAAAUCAGAGCACGUACGGUUCAGAUGGAAAAGCUCAAGUCGCGGCUCAGGCACGAAAUCGAGUCCACAGAGAACGAGGAGCGAUGUCUUCAAGAGUAUCGCCACGAAAUGGAGCUACUGCUUCAGGAAAAGAUGGCCCACGUCGAGGAACUGCGGCAGAUCCAUGCCGACAUUAAUGUGAUGGAGACCGUCAUCAAGCAGUCUGAAGAGGACAGGAACAAGCACCUGGACGGUGCCAAGCAGAUGCACCACGAGUACAAGCCACUCAAGGAUCUCGUCGACAAGCUCCGGCUGGAAAUUGGUCUUCAGAAGCUGCCAGAACUGCACGAGGAGGACCAGACCUUCAAGCCAGAGUUUUUCGAGAAGCAGAAGACGGAGUGGCACCAGAGCGACAUGGCGGAAGCAGCCCUGCCCCCGUCCCUGGCCGCAGCGGUGCAGCAGAUGCAGCAGCCGGGGAGGAGCAAGGCUCUCGCCGAACGCCCCCAGCCCUCGGCCUUCCGCCAGCAGCCCCCGCCCAUGAAGGCAUGCUUGUCCUGCCACCAGCAAAUCCAUCGCAAUGCACCCAUUUGCCCUUUGUGCAAGGCAAAGAGUCGCUCCAGGAAUCCCAAGAAGCCCAAGCGAAAGCUCGAAGACUGAGUCGACCAUCCCUGGACCCUGAGAGCCCCUCGCAUCUCAUUUCACUGGUACGGAUCGAACAAAUCCCCAUCAACACAUUGAGUGGCUCAUAUGUUCACUUAAAUUUCAUCUUUAAAGAAUGUCAGUACAACAAUUUAAGGGGGUGGGCAUAAGGCAUGCAAAGCUGGCCAGACAUGGUAUGUAGCUUUCUUAUUUUUGUCUUGCAUUUUAAAAGGCAUGGAAAGAUUGUGAAACAAGUAAGACUAAUUUUUUUUUUUUCCUUCUUUUUUGAGUUGGGCAAAUUUGUGGCUGGAGUGUAAAUUUAAACCAUGCUUAUUAUUCACAAGUAUGAGUGUAUUUUUGGAGAAUGCUUUUUUAGGGGGAAAGCAAGGCUUUCGCCCCAAAUCCCCCAACCACAUGUACUGUGCAAACCUAAAAACAUUAAUUAGCAGGAUUUUCAUCUGUCGUUUUACCUCAGCACCUUCACUUAUUGUUGCAUCAUUUACCCAGUCCUGCUGCCAAGCUUUUAAAAGCAUUGAUUUCAGUCUCAAGGAGCAAAUCAAUACUAUGCUAUUGUUAAGCUUUUGCUGCAAUGACCUUAUUGUUGGUAUGUUCAGUGAUUUUAAUUACUGUGAUAGUGAAGUAAUGUAACUACUAUGGUGUGUGAAGUCACAUUUCAAUUUAUACACAUUUAUAAACAAGACCAAAGAAAGUGGGUGGCACAUGUAGCAGUGUUUGCUAGAUAGAAGUGUAGAAGUCUGAGAGUCUAGUUGUGAGAAAAGAUUGUGCAGUUUAGCAUCGAGGCUGGUUAUGAAUCUCUGCAACUUCUGCAAGCUAAUGCCCAGUUCAUUCAGUAUGUGGGCACUCGCAGUAGCUGGCUCGACGUCUAUCCAGUGGCGCCUGCUUUUAGAUGUGUCCAUUAAACACCUUUGUAGUUUAGUGUUUGUAAUUGUCCUGCCAUUGUAGCCAAGAGCUGUCACCAUUUAGAUUAGCACCUCAACUUGGUCACCAGAGUUCCAUGCAGCUGUAGUGAUCAUAAAAGUAACCAUAGCUGCCAUACAAGAAACACAUUCUGUAUGAAUCAUACUACGUGCCAAACUUGUGUUUGAUGGAAUGUAUCGUGCUAGGUUUGCCAGUCUUUGUACUUGUAGGAUGCCGGAACCAAAUUGAAAAUAAAGCCACUUUACACCA
Molecule: messenger RNA, 2098 nt
Organism: Ixodes scapularis (black-legged tick)
Lineage: Eukaryota; Metazoa; Arthropoda; Arachnida; Ixodida; Ixodidae
Product: zinc finger C4H2 domain-containing protein
Exons: 5
Coding region: 248-928 (226 amino acids)
Biological process (GO): positive regulation of neuron differentiation
Cellular component (GO): nucleus
Source: RefSeq, a predicted model, not a curated record